GGUCAGCUGAUCAGCUUGUAGUAUUCAAGAUGCGAGCGUGGUUGGUGCUACUAUUGGCGGCAGUGGCUACUGCCCAGGUCCCCCAGGGACAUGCUGCCAAAGUCGUCUGCUACUGGGACGGCAAGUCGUUUUGGAGGGAAGGAGCUGCCAAGGUGACAGCUGAAGACAUCAAGCCCGCCCUGCAGUACUGCACACAUCUGAUCUACGGCUACGCUGGGAUCGACGAUGAUGACCUCGUGUUGAAACAUCUCGACGAGAAGCUUGUGCUUGACUCCGGCAAGGGUCAGUACAAGGCCGCGACAGGGCUGAAGACCUUCAAUGCUGGACUUAAAGUCCUUCUGUCCAUCGGAGGCUUUGGAGACACUGAUGACUUGGAGAAGUACCUGGAAGUGUUGGAAGACAUUGAGAAGAGAACCAAGUUUGUCAACUCUGUUCACGCUACACUGAACCAGUUCAACUUCGACGGAGUAGACCUCGCUUGGAGAUUCCCAGAAGUCAAGGAAAAGAAGGACAGAAACAUUCUCAGUUCGGCUUGGCAUGGUCUGAAGAAGGCUGUUGGAGUUGGUGUGGACGACAAGUGGGCGGAACACAGAGAUCAGUUUGUCAACCUCGUCCGGGAGCUUAAGGGAGCUCUUCGCACCGACGGAAAGCUUCUGUCUCUCGGAGUUUUGCCCCAUGUGAAUGCCAGUGCCUACUUCGAUGCCCGCAAUCUCUGCCCGCAGUUGGACAUGUUGAAUCUGUGGACGUUCGACUUCCGCACACCGAAGAGAAGCAAGCCUCAGGCUGACUACUCCGCCCCUCUGUACUACAUGUACGACAGAAACCAACACCAGAACGCAGACGCCCACGUCAAGUGGUGGAUGGAGAACGGAUGUGACGCUUCAAAGAUCAACCUCGGAAUCCCCACUUUUGGCCGCUCAUGGAAGCUGACAACAGACAGCCCAAGCUCCGGUGUUCCGCCAAUCCUCGCUGAUGGUGCUGGUGACGAAGGAACGUACUCUAAGAUCAAGGGAACCCUGGGCUACUACGAGACCUGCACCAGAGUCGUCAGUCCCACAAACUCUAAGGCUCCCGCAACACUGCUGCGCCGUAUGACAGACCCCACUAAGAGACUCGGCACAUACGCCUACAGGCUGCCCCAGAAGGAUAAGGGUGAGGAGGAAGGAUUCUGGUUGUCUUACGAGGAGCCCGAGACUGCAGCCUAUAAGUCAGCCUACGCCAAAGCCAAGGGACUAGGAGGAGUUGUGCUUGUAGACCUGUCCCUGGAUGAUGCCAGAGGUGCCUGCGAUGGUACAAAGUUCCCCAUUCUGCGCAGCGCCAAAUCAAACCUCUAACUGAACACUUUUUCUAAUUGACAAAUGUUUCCCAAAUAGAUUGUAGUUUUGUA
Messenger RNA from Macrosteles quadrilineatus (aster leafhopper), 1387 nucleotides. Its product is annotated as chitinase-like protein Idgf4. The record is from RefSeq and is a predicted model, not a curated record. The coding region runs from base 30 to 1334 and encodes 434 amino acids. Lineage: Eukaryota; Metazoa; Arthropoda; Insecta; Hemiptera; Cicadellidae. Gene Ontology annotation, biological process: carbohydrate metabolic process; chitin catabolic process. Gene Ontology annotation, molecular function: chitin binding. Gene Ontology annotation, cellular component: extracellular region. The transcript is spliced from 7 exons.